Messenger RNA from Plasmodium inui San Antonio 1, 7272 nucleotides. RefSeq lists its product as hypothetical. The coding region runs from base 1 to 7272 and encodes 2423 amino acids. The transcript has a single exon. Gene Ontology annotation, biological process: sister chromatid cohesion. The record is from RefSeq and is a predicted model, not a curated record. Gene Ontology annotation, cellular component: cohesin complex; chromatin; nucleus. NCBI's taxonomy places the organism in Eukaryota, Apicomplexa, Aconoidasida, Haemosporida, Plasmodiidae. Gene Ontology annotation, molecular function: chromatin binding.
AUGGCCCUGAGGAGGUCAUCCAGACUAAGCCAAAAUGUUGAACUGGGCAAAAGUGUGAGCUACGCCCUGGCUGAAAAGACGGACGACGAGGAUGACAAUUCAGGUGAUAAAGUUAGGGACAGGGGAACGAAGAAGGAUGUGAAACGUGCUAGCGGGGGAGUAGCAAGCACCGAUGAUGACAACACCACUGAGGACAGUGACUACAGAGUAAGUGAGAAUGAGAAGCAGGGGAGCUCCGAAGAGGAGGAAGAAGACAGUGAGGAUCAGCAAGAUCAUAUAAGUGAAGAUUCCACGGGCGGUAAAAGAAAGAAAGGGAAGAAUACUCGCAAAAGUAGGGACGAACAAAACACACGCAAGAGCAUCCGUAACAGCCGCGACAGUGACGAAUCAUCAUCAAUGGGAGCCAAAAGGAAAAGAAGCAAGUCCGCCAGGAAAGGCAAGCCCAGCAAGCAAAACAAACGGGGAAGUAUCGAACAGAGUAUGGUUCCGCACGAAGAAUACGCCAACGAGAAAGGCAACAAUUCUUCAGAUGAAAACUCAAACAAUGUGAACAAAAACAACAAGCAGAAGAAGCCAAAGGGUAAAAGCUACAUAGAAAGACUACAGGAAGAUGUGGACGACGACGAUUUUGAUAUUUUUAAAAAGAACAGCAAAUUUGACAAAAAUAAAAGAAUAUCCACCAUAAGCAAGGUUAGCAGCGCGUUAGACAUGAAACCGCAGAAGAGGAAAAGCAUUUACGUGGAAUCCAGUAACAGUGAAGAUUCAAGCGAAAGCGAUUAUGAGUACACCACUGAAAAGACGAGACCUGCGAAAAAAUUAAAAAAUAACAACAACAAUGGUAGUAAUGAUAAUAGUAAUGAUAACAUUAAUAAUAACAGCAAUAAUAGUAACAAACAGAACGACAAGGAACGACGUGGGCUAAACAACAUAAACGCAAAUGCUCAUAAAAAUUUUGAUGACUUUAAUAUGUACGAAAAAAUUAAAAAGGGCCCCAGAAAUCUACACGAGAUUAUAGAACAAAUUUAUUACUACUUGUUUCAUCGGGAAAAUAACGAAAUGGUUAAGGUGUCCACUUUUUUUUUAAAUUUCCUGGCUGAAUGCUCAGGCAAUGAAACGCUCACGUGGACGAUUGACAUAAUUGAUUAUAUAGACAAGCAAGUAUACCUCUACGAAGAAAUCGCAAAUAACAAAAUUGACCUUCCGUCGACUGCUUCGAACAGGGCCAGAGCGGCUCCCACGUCGAUAACCGAAAUUAUCACGCCAUCAACAGCGCAAUCAGGUAGCAAAAUUAUCAACAUAGAUGAAAUCAUAAAAGACGAAACCAACUUUGAAAAGAUAUGCACAUUUAAGUGUAAAAAAUUGGAACAGUAUUUAUCCCCCGAUCUCGACAAUGACGUUUUGAUAAAAAAGAAAAAUGAGAAUAAUAAAUCAUAUAAGUGCUUUACCAGUUUCUUCUCCGAUUUUGCUUACCAUUUUGAUGAGAAUUACAUCCACGAGGUGUUGUACGUGUGCAUAUGGAUAUUCUCCCUCAGCAUAAGCAAGUACCGGAAGAUACGAUUUACUGCUUCUUUAGCUAGUCACUCCAUAUUACUAGGACUGUGCAAAAAAAUAAACUAUAUUAACAAUCAUGAGAAGCAGGCGGGGAAGCAGCUACUCGCGGAGUACGCCCGGGAGAGGGAAAAUACCCACAAAGGGAACGGUCAGCGGAGGGGCAGCGCUAUGGGCAGGAGCAGUAGAAACAGUGCCCACACCUCGAAGACGGGGAAUGACCGAUGGGACGACGCUGACAUUGAAGAACUCAUACAGUACGCCAAAAUGAGGGACAACGAACAAAUCCGAACCAUCGUGGAAAGAAAUUUAAUCAUCAGCCAACUCAUCGAUAACAUAAACGAGGACAGAAAAAAUUUGACCAUCUUGAAUAACUUCCUUCUAUGCACAUAUAACAUAAUAUACCGGAACAAGAUAAAAGACGUGUUUGCGGAUAUAAGGGCAAUAGCUCUGGAGUUUUUCCUCCACUACGUACAGGUGCUAAGCAGCUACUUUACCAACAGGAAGUACACCAAACUUCUCAUUUGGAUUUUGUACGAUAAAGAUAGCAAGGUUAAGACAUACGCACUGGAUAUUUUAAUAUAUCUCUGCACUUUGUACAACACGAAUGGGAAUUUCAAAAUUGUGGAGCUGCUCUACAUGUGUAAGAAAAAAUUGCUGAAUUUUAUUUUCGAUGAUGAUUACAAUGUUCGAGUGAAGACAUUUGAGUUGAUUCUCCAGAUGAGCAAAAUGAAAAUUAGCAAGGCCGAUUUUAUAGCGUUUAAAAGAAGCGCCAAGAAUAGCCCCAUCGCGCUUACUAACAAGAGAAAGGAGACAACUUCCGAUGUCUCUUCCCAAUAUGAAAGCCCCGAGUACGAAGAAAAGGACACCUCUUCCGAUGUGGAGGUCCUUGCAAAUAAUGAGCUAUCCAUAGUGCAGGCUGACAAACAGAGAAAGAAAAAAAAUCCCACAACAAGCGACAUGGUUAAUAUUCUCUCAAAGAAGGAAAAGAAAAUUGUUAGCAACUUAAUAUGGUUUAACAAUAAUAGUAAAAUAUCGAAGAUGAUCACGUGUCUUAUUUACGAGUCACAAAUAAAAAACAAAAUAAAAAUAUGCGAUCGGAAGAGGAACAACUAUUUUGACGUAGAACAAAAUGACGCCAACUGUGAAAUUGUAAAGUUUAAUCUCAUUUUUUUGACAAAAUACCUGAACAGAAACAUCCCGACUGUUAAAAAUUUCGUCCAUUAUUUUGAUUACCUGGCCAACUACAAUGAGAACAUGAAACUGUACACAGUGAUUGACAGAUUUGUUAGCGGGAUUAGAGAAAUGCUAGAUGCGGUGAAUUGCAUCGAUGUAAUGAUUGAAUUGCUUUGCAAGGAUGACAUUGCUCAGGAGACACACUGGGAGAGAGCUGCGGAAACGGUUAGGGAUAAGAACGAGCUGGAAGGAAGUGGCAGUGGGGACUGCAACGUGGCGGAGGGCGGCGCGGAGAGGGGGAAGAAGAAUGGAAAGGGAGCCAAAAAGGAGAGCAACAAGGCUAAGGAGAGGCCGAAAAGAAAGGGUGGAAGUGGAAGUGAAAGUGGAAGCGAACAUGGAAAUGAAAGUGGAAGCGAACAUGGAAAUGAACGUGGAAAUGAACGUGGAAAUGAACGUGGAAGCGAACGUAGCAACGGUGAGGGAAACGAACUCGAGGUGGAGGGAGGAAAAGCCAGCGCGGAGCGAGACCUCAGGAAGUGCCUACUGUACAUCUGCGAAUCGGCGUACAGAAAUUUCCAAAACGAUAUAAACGAAAUGGAAAAGAAGAAAAAUAGGAAGACGCUCCCUCAAGUUAGCGGCGCGAACGCAGUAGAUAGGAACAGCAUGCACAACGCGAAGCUGAAUAGUGAUACGAGAAAAAUUAAAAAGAUGAUCAUCUACACAUUCGGAAUAAUCAAGCACAGUAAGUUGCUGAUAAAACUGCACCAAACGAAUCAGGAACAUUUGUUGUUAGUUUUUAAAAUUUUGAAGGUGGCAAUACAAGAGUGCAAACACAUAUACAGAAAUGGAGAAAAGAAUAAUAUCUACAAUUUCACAUCAACCAUAAUGGAAUAUUUUAAAAACGACAUUGACAGCAACAUCAAUUUUUUCUUUAACAACAUUUUUGUACAUUUAAAGGAGACCUACGAGUAUCUCUACUACUUAAUAAAAAAUUUGAAGCUGCCAUAUUACUCUGCCAAGUUUACCAUGAAUAUGAUUUCCCUCUUUCUGUCCUUGAAUGAUUUCCUUAAGGGGAAGGAUCCUACCAGCGGGGGAAGUGGCAGCCAGAAGUUAUCCACCGAUAUAUUCUUUGACCUUUACUACACACACUUUAGCAACUUCCUAGAUGCCUUUUUAUACUACCGAAAGAACUACAACGCGGAAAUUGAGUGCGAAGAGGAAGAGGAGGAAUACAUACAGAAUGAACGUAAGAAAGUUGUUAUCAUUAAUGAAAAUUUAAUGCACAAAGACAGGAAUGUUGUGGAUUCCAUAGAAAACGACUUAGUCUCCAAUCUUACAAAUUUGAUUCAUAUGUAUACUCUCUGCUUCAGCUACAUAAACAAUGAUUUGUCCAGUUACGUGGAAAAAAAAAAUGACAUCAAGAAGAUUAAUAAGAGCAUUAAGAAGGUUAUCGAGAAGGACUACUUUCAAUUUAUUGUAAAUGAAAAAUGUCAGGCGUACUUUAAGGAGAAUAUUUUCGUGAACGAAAUUUUGGAUGACCACCUUCUGCAGUUCGGCAUUGAGCAUUUUGAUGAGGACUACGACAGUGGUGACGACCGCUAUGACAAUCGCGAUGACGACAAUGAGGAGGAAGGGGGCAGCCAGGAGGAAGACAACGAACCGCACAGUGACCAGCUCGACCAACGAGAUGAGGAGCACACCACUCGAGCCGCCAACCGAAGGAGGAACAAACAGGGCAAUCGAAAAAAAGGAAAAAAUAACAAAUCGAACGCGAAAAAAAACGUGUACGACAACUAUAUGAGCCGAAGUGGCACUCUCAACAAUCAGAGGAUAAAUAAUAAAGCGGCAUUUGAUAAGGACGGACAUUUUUCAAACCACCAGGGACAAAAUUUUUACAAUUUAUACUACAGCUCAGAUGCCUGCAUGCAUGCAAAUGUAGUCAUUCAGCUGUGCUUUUACAUAAUAAAGGCAAAAAUCAAUUCUGCGUACUACUAUGAAGAGGAGGAUAGUACCCCGAAAACACCCUCAUCCAGGCUGCUCCUACUCUGCAUAGACCUCAUAUACGUCAUAUAUGAAAAUUACAUAUACUACCUAUGCAGGAAGAGAUACUUUUUCAACUACCUAUAUAGUAACUUCUUCUUGAACAACGACUCCGGGGUUGUAGCUAACGUAGGGGGAAAUAGAAACGUAAAAAAGGAAAUGAGCAAAAAGAAUAACCCAAAUAGGACAAGCGUGGCCAAUGAAAAAGAUAUAAAUGUGGAAGAAAAAGAAUCCAAAGGGGAAAACAAAAAUGAUACCCCUAGCAGCAGCAUCAAUAUGGACGAUUUAAGAAAGUUGCUUACCCUUAGUGAGAAAAAAAAAAAUAUUUUAAAAAACGUAUUCGUGGAACUGAAUUAUAUAUACAACAAUUUGCUAACCCUGAGAGACGACUUGAAUGACGUGUUGGUGUGCCUCAUCAAGGCAUCCAACAACACGAUCCUGAAAUAUGGAGCCUUCUUAAAUCUGAUGAACGUCGCGCAGCUGGAAAAUGUGCUCCUCUACUCUGUGGAGGAUAUGAGAAAGUACAAAACGUUGGAGCUCUUUAUAAACGCGUGUUGUGGGGAAGAAGGCCAGAUGGACCACAGUGGUGUAACCAAUCUGCAGCAGUUGCUAACUUUGGACGGAAGCGGCAAGACGGAGGGUUCAGCUAACCACACAAGAGAUAGCGGCAGACACGUGGAGAAGAUGGACGAACUGGUGCAAGUCUACCAUGAUGCAGACGAACAAAUCAACAAAUACAAAAGCGUGGCGAGGUAUGUGUACAAGGAAGAUAACGUGCUGUUCAAUUUCGUAACGGACUUAUUCAAAAAUGUGGAAAAUAUAAACAACGACAAUUACAAUUUUGUGAACUCCUUCUUGUCAAUCGACAUAGGUGUAUUUUUCCCCAUAAACACAUACACCUACAUUGCCGACAUGUGCAAAAUAUACAACAAGGACCAACUCAGCACGGAUGAUAAAAUUUUAGAAAUGCAGUAUACUCACAUGACGCUAAUAAUAGCUCAGUUUAUUUUACAUUGCAACAAUAUAAAUAUAUUUAAUAGCUGCCUCGGAGUCCUUCUAUUAAUCCAUUUGAAUGUAAAGAAUCGAGGACUGUCCUCCAUCGCGUUAAGUUUUCACAACAAAUUAAAAAAGUACAGUAUUGAUAUUUUUUAUGAAGUCUUACUAUGCGCAUUGAUUGGGCUGUAUACAGCAUAUAUCAACAACGCACUGGAAGAAAAAGACCUCUUGCUGUUUAGUACCUCUAUAGCUAGCCGCUUGGGCGUUAAAAUUGUAGAGAGGCAGAAACUUCCCCUCUGUAAGUUUAUCCACUCUUGUGUAAAUUGUGCCCUGAACCUGAAAAAUCAAAAUUCAUUUCUAAAAUAUAUUUUUCCCUAUGCUCAGAAGUUAACUCUUUCCGAUUAUCAAAUUGGGUACCUGAAAAAGCAGAUUCUGACCCUCAUAGAAUCAUACAACGCAGCUAACAAUACACAGAUAAAAUUUGAAAGCAGCAUAUUUGAACAUCUGUUUCUGAUAAUCUGCAAGAAAAGAAAACUCAAUGAAGAAUUUAGGGACUCCAAUUAUGAAAACUCCUACAUGAAUCUUAACGAAAGUAUCCAUAUGAAUAUAAGCAAAAAUAUUGCCAAACGGAUCAGUAGGCGAUCUGAUGCACCCUCUAUAAAGACGAGGAGGAGCUCUCAGGAGGUCAACCUUCACGUUAAUAAGAAGGUGACUCAAAAUGGGAACAAUUCGGACGGAAGUCACAGCGACUCCGAUUCGGAUACAGAUACAUCCAUCGUGGUUGUGUCAAAAGGCGCGGCAAAGAUUCGCCAGAAUGAUGUAAAUGAAGAAACAGAUCAAAAUAGGCACCCUUCUAAAAUUAAGGAGGAACUAGCGGAUGGAGGGGAUGAUUCUCGAGAGGAAGUUGCGAAGCGUAGGAAUAAAGAAGGAGGAAGUGCACCAAACCUGGAGAGCACUACACCGCGGCGUGAUAAGGCGGACGACUCGAAUUAUGAGAAGACGCCGUCCAACUCAACGCUCAGCAACUUUAUCAGCCAAAAUGAAGAUGAGGACAACGUGUGCUUGAUCGGGGAGGCCAACCUCGGCAACGCCAACCACGGCAACAGGGGAGCCCCGCGUAAUGAUGAGCAAUACGUGUACGAAAUCAAUUCUAGCCCCAAACCGAUAAGGACCAAAAACUUUACCAAGAUCAAUCUAAUAAGCAACGAUGGCUUAGGCUCUACCAUGAAUAAUGACCGCGCGGACAAGUCUCCAAAUGGAUCUCCAAAUGGAACUCCAAAACAUUCGGGUGACCGGUCCCUCAACAGCUCCCUAAAUAAUGUCAGUGAUAAGGACAAUGAUGAUAUGUCCAUAAUAUCUGAGAAGAAGGACAAGCUGAAUUAUCUACAGGAAAACGAUGAUGAUUCCUAUUCGGACAUGAUACCAGGAAUAUCUCCGAUGAAAGUUCGCAAGAAAAAUAAAAGUGAAUUGUCCACCCCCAUUUCGUACGCCGACGAUUUGAUGAAUUUUUGA